UUAUGUUUAUCGUUGUUUUUAUCAUUUAAAACGAGAUGGUGGCUUCAGAAUUGCAAAAACCCACCAAGAAAAACAGAGGAUUCUAUGUUAAGAUGAGGAUACUACACAAAGGCAGACAACCUGAAAAAAACCUCUUUUUCAAAUAUUACCAAUGGCUUCUUUGGUUUUCUUUUACCCUCUAUCUUCUCACCUCUUUCUUUGUUACUAACAAGCCAAUACCUUUGUCAAAAACCCCCGUCUUUGGUUCCAAAUUCUCCUUAGCUUCUCAUGUCCUGUUUGAACCUGUCAACAAAACCAGUCAACAAUCCAAACUCAAAAACCCAGCGACUUUCAAAGACUUGAAGAUAUAUAUCUACGGGUUAUCACCAGAAUACAAUGAAAACUGGGUUUCCAACAAGAGAUGCAGCAACCACUUGUUUGCCUCGGAGGUGGCCAUUCAUAGAGCCUUGUUGAACGCCUACGACUUUAGAACAUUCGACCCUAAUGAAGCUGAUUUCUUUUUCGUCCCUGUUUAUGUCUCCUGCAACUUCAGUACCGUUAAUGGCUUCCCUGACAUUGGCAACGCUCCAUCUCUUUUAUUCUCGGCUAUCCAACUUAUCUCCACAAACUAUCCUUUCUGGAAUCGCUCCCGAGGUUCCGACCACGUCUUUGUUGCUUCCCAUGAUUAUGGAGCCUGCUUCCAUGCCAUGGAGGAGAGAGCUAUUGAUAGUGGGAUUCCAGAGUUUUUGAAAAACUCGAUAAUAUUGCAAACAUUCGGGGUUAAUUAUAAGCACCCUUGUCAGGAGGUUGAACAUAUUCUUAUACCGCCUUAUAUCACGCCGGAAAGUGUAAGGAAGACGCUGGAAAAGGCACCGUUGACCGGCAAUCGAGACAUCAUGGUUUUUUUCAGGGGUAAAAUGGAAGUCCACCCUAAAAACUUUAGCGGAAAAUUUUAUAGCAAGAGGGUGAGGACGGAAAUAUGGCGAAGGUAUAAAGGAGAUAAGAGGUUUUACUUGCAAAGGCACAGAUUUACCGGUUACCAGUCAGAAAUUGUACGGUCAGUCUUUUGUUUGUGUCCACUUGGAUGGGCCCCCUGGAGUCCAAGGCUUGUUGAGUCUGUGGCUUUGGGCUGCGUCCCGGUGAUAAUAGCGGACGGUAUCAGGUUGCCGUUUCCCUCCGCCGUGAAGUGGGCUGAGAUUUCCCUCACGGUGGGGGAAAGGGACGUGGGGAAGCUGGGGAAGAUCCUAGAACACGUCGCGGCGACUAAUUUGUCUGCCAUCCAGAGGAACUUAUGGGACCCGGCAAUCAAGCAUACCCUACUGUUCAAUGAUCUCAUGGAAGAAGGGGAUGCCACGUGGCAGAUUUUAGUUUCACUUUAUAAAAAGCUAGACAGAUCGUACAGAAAGUCAAGGGUUUCGAGCCAGUAGGAAGAAAACCCGUCGGAUGAGUGGCCUGCUAUGGAGGUAAAUAUGGCAACGUGGAUGUGGUGUUUAUAAUGGUGGACAGCUGGGUGUGGCGGUGGCUUGGAUCGCCGGUGUGGGUGGAAUUUAUUUUAGAGGGUGGGUCUCCGGACCCACAUGAAAAGAAUCAAAAUAUUUUUUUGAUCUUUUUUGAGAUUUCUCUGCCGUAACUGAAAUAGCUAAUACAAGAUGCAUGGACAAUAUAAAUGUAAA
Molecule: messenger RNA, 1652 nt
Organism: Hibiscus syriacus
Lineage: Eukaryota; Viridiplantae; Streptophyta; Magnoliopsida; Malvales; Malvaceae
Product: probable glucuronoxylan glucuronosyltransferase IRX7
Exons: 4
Coding region: 36-1406 (456 amino acids)
Molecular function (GO): glycosyltransferase activity
Source: RefSeq, a predicted model, not a curated record